Molecule: messenger RNA, 828 nt
Organism: Guillardia theta CCMP2712
Lineage: Eukaryota; Cryptophyceae; Pyrenomonadales; Geminigeraceae
Exons: 1
Coding region: 1-828 (275 amino acids)
Source: RefSeq, a predicted model, not a curated record
AUGAGUGCUGUUAUGCUCCAUGCAGAAUAUCUCUACUCAUAUGUGACAGUGCCCGAUGGCGAUGACAAGGUGCAAUAUUCGCCUCCUCCGGGUGAGGAUUGCGACAGGAUUUCUUCGGAUCCCAGUGAUUUCAAGUUGGAAUAUCCAACAACUGCUGAAGCUUCAGACUCAACAGGUGUCCUUCCAACGAACCGCUGCCCUCCUGCCCCUGGGUCCGUUUCGCAGCUGUCUGCCUGCGAGCUGGACCUGAUGAGGCUACAACUUCAAGCUGCUUUCUUGAGUUACAGGUCGCCGGACACCACUCCAAAGCAGUAUAUCAGUCACGAAGAGCUCAUAGAAACCUUCAAAGAUCUAUCAGCCCCUGCUGCUGGUCAUCACAAAGAGCGCGCCGGUUCUUGCUCCAGCAGUCGCCCGCAGAGGAUUCAACGGGAAUCAGAGGGGAAACAGCCUAGCAGAAGAUUGUCGGCCAGAUCCGAUUGUGAAGGCGUUUAUGGUGUGGUAGAGAUGCGAACCAAGAAGGGCGCUCAGCGUCCAGAAAAGGUUAAGUGCACCAUCGAAUCCGGCAGGGGCAGGAUGCUCCUCUCGAUCUUCGGAGGUAACGAUUACAAGGUGCAGAUGGGUUUCGUCUACCUUGAAGAAUCGUAUGUUGCUUCAUACCCCAGCAAACCCCCCACCUUCGCUGUUGGGCUGAUGGCUGGGAAUGUUUGUGUCGACGACAGCGAAGUACUUUUCAGCUGUCACACAAUAAGUUCGAGGGACAAGUGGGUGGAGGCCCUCCUUCAAGGCGGCUGCAGAGUCAAAAGCAAGCGAGAGCAGGCAGGGAAGUAA